AUGAAGACGUCACACGUCUUCCUCGUUUUGGGAGCGCUGCUAGCGACACCUACAGCGGCUUUUGGGCGACGCCAGCCCAUUGACAAUGAGCCAGGUCCCCCUGCUGUGCUUUGGUAUGCUCCUUUCCUCAGUGGCGGCGGCUAUUGUAGUGAAGCGCACUCGUACGUGGUAGCCGUUGAUGCCGCCUUGGGGAAAGGAAAGAGACCCUUUGAGCUGCUUAUCACACAGCAUGGAGACUCGCUUAACCCGUCAUUUAUCCGAGAUCUGCCUAAGGACAUGAAGGCCAAGCUGGAGCAGCAUUGGAUCGAGGAGAGGGACUUUUACUGGCGUUUGAAGUAUAGAAAAACUGCUCUGGCAAUUUGUCACUCGGAGCCAGGAGCGUGGGAGCCUGCGCACUACAUAACGUCCCGUUGUCCUCCAGAGGGUGCACUCUACAAGGUUGGACGCACCAUGUUCGAGACAGACCGAGUACCCAAGGGUUGGCCCGACCGAAUGAAUAAGAUGGAUGAGAUCUGGGUACCUACCAAGUUUCAGGAAAAGAUUUUCGUGGAUGGAGGAGUAAGACCCGAAGCGGUGAAAGUCGUCCCGGAGGUGGUGGACGUGGACUUCUUUGACCCUGAAAAGGUGGACCAAGUGUACGAUCUGGCUAGCGAGACGGCGUUUGACCUGACAGAAAAGACGACUGUGUACUUGUCCAUUUUCAAGUGGGAAGAGAGGAAGGCUUGGAGAGUGCUGCUGAAGGCAUACUUCCAGGCGUUCACGGCGAGUGAUGACGUUGUUCUCGUGUUACUGACGAAUGGAUACCACACGACGUCGUCGUCGGCCGAUGACUUUAUGAAUGUCAUUGAGGAGUUUGCUUUAGAAGCAGUCGGCAAGAAACUACUGGAGUUGCCCCAUAUUCACGUGCUGCCACCGCAUAUCCCCCAAGAGGACAUGCCGGCUUUGUACAAGGCUGCCAAUGCGUUCGUUCUUCCGUCACGUGGUGAAGGUUGGGGCCGACCGCAUGUCGAGGCCAUGGCGAUGGAACGUCCUGUGAUCGCUACCUUCUGGAGUGGCACCACUGAGUACAUGACAGAGGAAAACUCGUACCCGCUCAACAUUGACGGCCUCAUCGAGAUAAAAGAAGGCGCGUUUAAAGGUCACAUGUGGGCUGAUCCUUCCGUGAAGCACCUGAAGGAGCUGCUACUUCGGAUCAAGGAGCAUCCAAAGGAAGCGGUUGCUAAGGGCAAGCAAGCUCGCAAAGACAUGGUGGACAAAUAUUCCCCGGAAAUCAUCGGAGAGAUCGUCCUCGGACACAUUUCUCGAAUUUUGGAGCAUGUCACGGCACAGGACGAAGCUGCCGCUGCUCAUGAAGAGCUAUAG
Molecule: messenger RNA, 1362 nt
Organism: Phytophthora infestans T30-4
Lineage: Eukaryota; Oomycota; Peronosporomycetes; Peronosporales; Peronosporaceae
Exons: 4
Coding region: 1-1362 (453 amino acids)
Source: RefSeq, a predicted model, not a curated record